AUGCCACCAGGUCAGAGUGGGAAAGAAAGUCAAACCGAACCACCGGCAACUCUAAGUGCAGCUCAAGCGAGUAACAGUUACUUAAGCUCCGUCGGCGCAUCUCAAGGAACCAGUGGCCCUGUGAUAGGACUGUCAAUAGUCCCCGUGAAAGUUAAAGUAAAAGGCAGCAACAAGAAAGUACUAACGCACGCUUUUUUGGAUUCAGGCUCAAACACGUCGUUCUGCACAGAAGAUCUCCUCAAAAAACUCGGCACCAAGGGAAAGAAAACGUCUCUCUCCCUAACGACCAUGCAAACGUCUAACCAGUCGAUCGAGUGUUCUCUGGUAAAUCUAGAAGUGUCCGACCUGAGAGAGCAAAACCUGGUCGAGCUACCAAUGGUAUAUUCUACGCCCAGCCUACCGGUUUCAAGUGACACUGUCGGAACACAAGAAGAUGUGAAUCGCUGGCCACACUUGAAAGGAAUCAAAAUGGAAAGCGUAAAAUCGGAAGUUGGUCUUCUCAUCGGAAGUGAUGCUCCCCAAGCGCUCCAACCAAAAGAGUUUAGAGAAAGCGAAGAUGGUGGUCCCUUCGCAACACGGACAAUUUUCGGUUGGGUAUUAAAUGGCCCCCUAGGUAGAAAAGAAAGCAAGGUUCCGACUGCGAACUUCAUCGACACAAGCGCCAAGCUAAGCAAGCAAUUUGAAGAUUUCUGCACUUUAGAAUUUAACGACUCCAGCUACGAGCCUCAAGCCUCCAUGUCGCAAAACGACCGAAAAGCGCUACACAUCAUGGAAGGGUCAGCAAAACUGUCAGACGGCCACUACGAAAUUGCCUUACCAUGGAAGAACGAUCCACCACUUCUGAAGAACAAUAAAUCGCAAGUACAACAGCGACUACAUCCGCUGAAGAAACGUCUUUAUAGAGAUCCAGUUUUACACAAGAAGUAUAGAGACUUCAUGGAUGACCUGAUUGUCAAGGGCUAUACGAGAAAGGUCAGCAGGGAAAACCUGGGCAACUCAAACGUAUGGUACUUACCGCACCAUGCCGUGUUUCACCCCCAGAAACCUGACAAAGUCCGCGUCGUAUUCGACUGUUCAGCUAAAUUCCAAGGUACCUCCUUAAAUGACCAGCUGCUACAGGGGCCGGAUUUGACAAAUACGCUUGUGGGCGUAUUAACACGAUUCCGGCAAGAGCAAAUCGCUUUCAUGUCAGACAUCGAGGCCAUGUUUUACCAGGUACGAGUUUCCCCAAGCGACUGCGACUAUCUGCGAUUCUUGUGGUGGCCAGACGGCGAUCUAAACAAAGACCCUGAAGAGUAUCAAAUGCUAGUCCAUUUGUUCGGGGGUGCCUCAUCCCCAAGCUGCGCAAAUUUUGCCUUGAAGAAAACCGCAGAAGAUAAUAAGACAGCCUUUGACGCAACCACAGUGGAGACCGUCAAGCGAAAUUUCUACGUUGACGAUUGUCUAAAGUCAGUCGCCACUAAUCCUGAAGCCAUUCGACUAGUAGGAGAACUCCGUGAAAUGCUGUCCAAAGGAGGAUUUCACCUUACCAAAUGGAUAUCGAAUUCAAGAGACGUGAUCAACUGCAUUCCUGAAAACGAAAGAGCACCUUCCGUCAAAGAUUUCGACUUAAGUAAGAAUCUAACACUCACAGAGAGAGCCCUGGGUGUCCAAUGGAAUGUGCAGAAGGACACAUUCGGCUACAAAAUCGUUGAAAAGGAGCGGCCCAUCACAAGAAGAGGAAUUUUGUCUAUUAUUUGCUCGGUAUACGACCCACUCGGUUUUAUUUCACCGUGCAUACUACCCGCUAAAGCAAUCCAGCAAGACCUGUGUCUCAAGGGCCUUGGAUGGGACGAUCAGAUUCCCGAACCCUGCAAGCAAAAAUGGCAAUCAUGGCUGAAGGAACUCCCCAAAUUAGAAGGGUUUGAGAUACCGCGAUGCUUCAAACCACCAAACUGUUCCAACAUACAACGCCGCGAGCUCCACCAUUUCUCCGACGCAUCUAGCCAAGGCUACGGAGCUGUCUCGUAUCUUCGUCAAAUUGAUGCGCAUGGUGAAGUUCACUGUUCGCUUAUUAUGGCAAAGUCCAGACUAGCCCCUCUCAAGGCAAUGACGAUUCCGCGGAUGGAACUGUCAGCGGCAGUCUUAGCAACGAGGUUGGAUCGCAUGAUCAGACAAGAAGUUGGCAUAGUCAUACACAGCUCUACCUUUUGGACUGACAGCACUUGCGUUCUUCGCUAUAUAGAGAAUAAGGAUAAGAGAUUCCAGAUCUUUGUUGCCAACCGCGUGUCAGCCAUUUUAGAUCAGUCUACGGCUGAGCAAUGGAGGUACGUUGAAGGCACACUUAAUCCAGCUGACGAAGCAUCCAGAGGAAUGACAGUAGAUGAGUUGCUUAUAAAUGAGCGCUGGAAGCAAGGACCACCGUUCACUGGUAUCUUUGCCUUCCUGGGUAACCCUUUUACUCUUUUAGGUUUAGGAUAUUCAUGA
Stylophora pistillata is the source of this 2466-nucleotide messenger RNA. RefSeq lists its product as uncharacterized. The record is from RefSeq and is a predicted model, not a curated record. Lineage: Eukaryota; Metazoa; Cnidaria; Anthozoa; Scleractinia; Pocilloporidae. Gene Ontology annotation, molecular function: nucleic acid binding; zinc ion binding.